AAGUGACAGUUGUCAAGUGUCUUCUCACAGUAGUGCAGCUUGUGAAAUCAUAUGGAUCGCAGUUUUUCUGCUUAGAUAUUGUUUUAUACCACGCAUGCUUAAAGGUCUUGAGUUCAAAUCUCGUACCCAAAUACUUCAAAAAAACCUGUUUUCCAGUAUUCAUGUCUACAGUAACGCUUUCUCAAACAAGCAACGUCCAGAAGCGUCAAAUUUUCACUAUCGGCAUCUUUAUAGCAUUCAUGAAAUUCAAAAGCUGUGCAUCAUAUUGAAAAUUCGACUGAAGACGAACAUAAAUCCUCUUCUACAUCUUUAAUUCAUGGUAAUUACAAGUCCUUUGAGGAUCAGAUUUUGUAAAGUUAACGAAGAUGGUGGCAAUUGACAGCGGAGCGUUCGAAUCACUCCUGGCAGAGACGGGGUUAUUGAACGAGACAGGAGGCGGCCAUCUCCGAGUGGUAGCGUUUUCAGUCUUUGUUUCGGUGUUAUGCGCGUGCAUCGUGGUCGGGCACUUAUUCGAGGAGAAUCGAUGGGUUAAUGAGUCCAUCAAUGCGCUAGUUAUUGGAAUUUUUAGUGGAUUUGUGGUUCUUCUGUUUAGCAAAGGCACAAAUUCCCAUAUCUUGAGAUUUGAUGAAGAUUUUUUUUUCUUGUAUCUUCUUCCACCAAUAAUCUUCAAUGCUGGGUUUCAAGUUAAAAAGAAACAGUUUUUUCGUAACUUCAUCGCUAUCAUGUUAUUUGGAGUGGUGGGAGUGUUUAUUUCAUUUGCCAUUAUCUCAGCUGGUUGCUGGUUGUUAUUUCCAAAGUUGGGCAUUUCAGGACUUACAAUACGCGAUUACCUUGCACUGGGAACAAUCUUCUCGUCUACCGAUACAGUUUGUACUUUACAGGUUUUACAUCAGGAUGAAACUCCCUUACUCUACAGCUUGGUUUUUGGGGAGGGUGUUGUGAAUGAUGCAACAUCUGUAGUGCUUUUCAGAGCCGUUCAAAAGUUUAGUGUUACAGAAGCUGAGGGCCUGACAGUACUACACAUAGGAGCUGAUUUUCUAUACCUUUUUUUCACUAGUACAAUACUUGGAGUUGCGACUGGGCUUUUGACCGCUUAUGCUAUAAAGAGCUUGUACUUUGGAAGGCAUUCAACAGAUCGUGAAAUUGCACUUAUGGCAUUAAUGGCCUAUUUGUCAUAUAUGUUAGCAGAGCUUUUACUCCUCAGUGGUAUUCUUACUGUUUUCUUCUGUGGAAUCGUCAUGUCACAUUACACCUGGCAUAAUGUGACUGAGAGCUCUCGAAUCACAACAAAGCAUACAUUUGCAACUCUGUCUUUCAUUUCAGAAACAUUCAUAUUUCUUUAUGUAGGGAUGGAUGCAUUGGAUAUGGAAAAGUGGAGAAUGUCAAAGUCAAGCCCUGGAACAUUCAUUGGAAUCUUUUCUUCAGUCAUGUUACUAGUUCUACUUGGAAGAGCUGCUUUUGUUUUUCCUCUCUCUGCUUUAUCCAAUUAUCUGCAAAGGGGUACUCGAAAUACAAGGAUUACAUUGAAACACCAGGUAGUUAUAUGGUGGGCUGGUUUAAUGCGAGGAGCUGUUUCUAUUGCCUUGGCAUUCAACCAGUUUGCAACUUCUGGAAUUUCAUGGAAUCCCACGGAUGCCACAAUGAUCACAAGUACGAUCAUUGUGGUACUAUUUAGCACAGUGGUUUUUGGGAUUUUGACCAAACCACUGAUAGGCUGGAUAAUGCCUCAUUCUAUGAGAUCAAUAGAUGUGUCAGAUCCACCUACUCCAAAGGAUGUGGCUUUUGAAGCAGAAUUGGGACUUCCACUUCUUUCACAAGAUGAUCCAAGUCAGGGUAAUGCUAUCAGGCGAAGAAGCAGUCUAUCUCUGCUCCUAGAACGGCCAACACACACCAUCCACUAUCUUUGGCGUAAAUUUGAUGAUUCAUAUAUGCGACCAGUUUUUGGUGGCCGAGGUUUUGUUCCAUAUGUUUGUGAUUCCUUUAAAGAAGGAGAGCCUUCUGAGUCUAGUAACGGCUAAAUCCUUGCAGGUUGGUUUUUUGGUGUUUAAUGUCUGAUGGAGUGAAGUUAAAGGCUGUUCUAAUAUUGUGCAAAAGUAUGGUUGAGCAAAGUUGGUUGCAUUACCUCAUAUUUCUUCGUGAGGGUUUAUCAUAUUUUUCACCGUGGGCUGGCCAUUGCAAGUGAGAAACCAUAUCAUGCCAAAUAGUUUGUGCAUGGUUGAUGAUGAAAUUUAUGCAGAAGGGUAUUUGGUUAAAUUUUGCAGGAUCGUAGGUCACACUAUUUACAAAAAUUCAUGGAGCCAAUUUAUUGAUCCAUUCACCCCAUUUGAGUAACAGUUUGGGUACUGAUAGCUGAUUUAUGUUUCCAAUGAUGUGCAUCAUGAGUAAAAGUCUAUUGUAUUAUAGGUUGAUUGAGUUUGCUACAUAUCUGAUUUUUUCAAAGUGUAUUUCAAUCCCAAUGAUAUGAUUGCUAACAUAAGUUUGUCA
Cryptomeria japonica (Japanese cedar) is the source of this 2484-nucleotide messenger RNA. Its product is annotated as sodium/hydrogen exchanger 4. Gene Ontology annotation, cellular component: membrane. NCBI's taxonomy places the organism in Eukaryota, Viridiplantae, Streptophyta, Pinopsida, Cupressales, Cupressaceae. Bases 366 to 2018 code for a protein of 550 amino acids. Gene Ontology annotation, biological process: proton transmembrane transport; sodium ion transport; regulation of pH. The record is from RefSeq and is a predicted model, not a curated record. The transcript has 14 exons. Gene Ontology annotation, molecular function: sodium:proton antiporter activity.